This is a messenger RNA of Thermothielavioides terrestris NRRL 8126, 1892 nucleotides long. RefSeq lists its product as uncharacterized. The record is from RefSeq and is a predicted model, not a curated record. Gene Ontology annotation, biological process: proteasome-mediated ubiquitin-dependent protein catabolic process. The transcript is spliced from 4 exons. Bases 208 to 1587 code for a protein of 459 amino acids. Gene Ontology annotation, cellular component: proteasome regulatory particle, base subcomplex. Gene Ontology annotation, molecular function: ATP hydrolysis activity; ATP binding; proteasome-activating activity. Lineage: Eukaryota; Fungi; Ascomycota; Sordariomycetes; Sordariales; Chaetomiaceae.
CAGCAGCACACUGCACCUCCGGAAGCUUCCACCAUCGGACUCGCAUCACACCAGACCAGACAGCGGGUUUGCAACCGCGCACCCCCCAUCGCCGUCGAAUUCCACUUUGGAAGCGCCGAGUAGCCCAGCACCUACAUUCCUAUCUCGUCGGAUUCUGGAAAGAUCGUUGAGCAGAGCAACUCCAGCCGGAGUCGCAACACAGACGCCAUGGGCCAGAAUCAGUCGGGCAUGGGUGGCGGUGGAAGAGAUGGGCGCGAUGAAAAGGACAAGAAGAAGGAGAAGCCCAAGUAUGAGCCACCCCCGAGACCUACAACGCGCAUCGGCCGCAAGAAGAAGAAGGCCGGCGGCAGCAGCGCCGCCGCGAAGUUGCCUCCCGUCUUCCCGACGAGCAGGUGCAAGCUGCGGUUACUGCGCAUGCAGCGCAUCCACGACCACCUGCUGCUAGAGGAGGAGUACGUCGAGAACCAGGAGCGCCUGCGGAAGGCAAAAACUGCCAAGGACAAUGCAGCUCCCGCUUCCGAGCUGGAGUCCGACAGGAUGGCCGACGAGCGCAGCCGCGUCGACGACAUGCGCGGCAGCCCCAUGGGGGUCGGCACGCUCGAGGAGAUGAUCGACGACGACCACGCCAUUGUCUCCAGCACCACGGGGCCGGAGUACUACGUCAGCAUCAUGAGCUUCGUGGACAAGGAUUUGCUCGAGCCUGGCGCAAGCGUGCUGCUACACCAUAAGACAGUCAGCAUCGUCGGCGUCCUCACAGACGACACCGAUCCCGCCGUGAGCGUCAUGAAGCUAGAUAAGGCGCCGACGGAGUCAUAUGCGGAUAUCGGUGGCUUGGAGCAGCAGAUCCAGGAAGUACGCGAGUCGGUCGAGCUGCCGCUGCUGCAUCCAGAGCUUUACGAGGAGAUGGGCAUCAAACCGCCCAAGGGCGUCAUCCUCUACGGCGCGCCGGGCACCGGAAAGACGCUCCUGGCCAAGGCCGUGGCCAACCAGACAUCUGCCACCUUCCUGCGCAUCGUCGGCAGCGAGCUGAUUCAGAAAUACCUCGGCGACGGCCCCCGGCUGGUCCGCCAGUUGUUCCAGGUCGCUGCGGAGAACGCACCCUCGAUUGUCUUUAUCGACGAGAUCGACGCGAUCGGCACGAAGCGCUACGAUUCCACGUCGGGCGGCGAGCGAGAAGUCCAGCGGACCAUGCUGGAACUCCUCAACCAGCUCGACGGCUUCGACGACCGCGGCGACGUCAAGGUCAUCAUGGCCACCAACAAGAUCGAGACUCUCGACCCGGCCCUGAUCCGCCCGGGCCGCAUCGACCGCAAGAUCCUGUUCGAGAACCCGGACCAGAACACGAAGCGCAAGAUCUUCGCGCUGCACACCAGCAAGAUGUCCCUGAACGAGGACGUCGACCUGGAGGAGUUCAUCGCGCAGAAGGACGACCUCUCGGGCGCCGACAUCAAGGCCAUCUGCUCCGAGGCCGGUCUCAUGGCCCUGCGGGAGCGCCGCAUGCGCGUGCAAAUGGCUGACUUCCGCGCCGCCCGCGAGCGCGUGCUGCGCACCAAGCAGGAGGGCGAGCCCGAGGGCCUGUAUCUGUAGUUGGCUGUGUAUGAGAGACUGUAGCCCGAGGCACCAGCGAGUGCGGCGACGGAUAAUAGACGAAGCGACUUGCCUGUCAAUCCAUCGUAUUUCGUCCAGUGUGUGUGUGUGUAUCACGUGUCAAGUUCCGGAAAAUGGCUUUCCGAAGUUCUUCAUUGCUUGGUAAAUCGGUGCCGCGCCGGGUUCCGUUUACAUAAUUGCUCCCUCGUUUGGUCCUAUUGACCGAAAGGGCUCUCUUAGAGCUGAAGUAUCUUCGUUGGCAUAUCUCUCAUACAGCGAAGUAAGUUCCCUUUUGUGAAUUCAUG